Messenger RNA from Acaulospora morrowiae, 603 nucleotides. The record is from the annotation of a GenBank genome assembly. NCBI's taxonomy places the organism in Eukaryota, Fungi, Glomeromycota, Glomeromycetes, Diversisporales, Acaulosporaceae.
AUCCAGAAGAUUGGCUUAGAGAAUUUCGAAGAUAUAUAGUGGCUAGUCGAAUAAAUAUUACUCCUGGUAUUGGAGGAGUUGCUGGAAGAGCAGAGAUAUUAGGAUUGGCAAUAUCAUGUUUUGCUGGACCUGUAUUGACUUGGUAUGAAACUCGUGUUAAGGGUAGAAACUGGAAAUGUAAUAAUCUUUCAGAUAAUUUAGGAGUGGUUGACUUAAAUGCUGUUCGAGCUUUGGCGGCUGGAAAUAAUAAUAAUCAGAUUGGUGGUUUAAAUACAGCAGGAGAAUUUCGUAAUAAGGCUGCCACAGAAAUUGGUAGAAUUGAUGCAGGGGUUGCAACCGGUGCUGAUAUUAUUCCAAUAGGUACUUGGGAGAAAGAUUGGUCUAUAGCUGGUGGCGAGCCAACAAAUGAUAUACCAGUUGCACCAAAUACAGGUGGUUUUCCUGCUACUACAAUCACCCCUAACAUUACUCUUGAACAAUUCUUAUAUUUGAUUAGAACUGCCUAUACAUCGGUUGAGCACUUAAAACAAAUGGCAGUUUUUGGUCAACUUGUGCAAGGAAAUAUGACAGUUGAGCAAUUUUCCGCUAGAAUCAAAAAGAUAG